Spinacia oleracea (spinach) is the source of this 1405-nucleotide messenger RNA. RefSeq names its product vacuolar protein sorting-associated protein 27. Gene Ontology annotation, biological process: protein targeting to vacuole; protein transport to vacuole involved in ubiquitin-dependent protein catabolic process via the multivesicular body sorting pathway. The record is from RefSeq and is a predicted model, not a curated record. NCBI's taxonomy places the organism in Eukaryota, Viridiplantae, Streptophyta, Magnoliopsida, Caryophyllales, Amaranthaceae. Gene Ontology annotation, cellular component: ESCRT-0 complex. Gene Ontology annotation, molecular function: phosphatidylinositol-3-phosphate binding; metal ion binding; ubiquitin binding. Bases 109 to 972 code for a protein of 287 amino acids. The transcript is spliced from 10 exons.
AAAGUACAAGAAGAACAUAGAAUAAUAGAAUAUGUUUAACUUGAACUUCCUCCGGGAAUAAUAAUACUCCUCCUACGUUGGUGUGAUCGAACUCGCGGGCGUCGGAAAAUGAACCCGGAGCCGCCGCCGUUCCAAGAAGCCAACCGUUGCGACGUCUGCAAAUGCAGCUUCAAUGCUUUUCGUCGCCGGCAUCAUUGCCGAUGUUGUGGGAGGACCCUAUGUAAUGAGCAUUCAUCUGAUCAAAUGCCUUUGCCACAAUUUGGAAUUCACAAUGAUGUCAGAGUUUGUUCCGAUUGUUUCAACUGCUUGUCCAAAUCCACGGUUAACAGUUUAGGGCCUUCAGCACAAAGAAUCAAUUCCGUCACAGAAGCUGUUUCAACUUUAGACUUGAACGAGGAUUCAGAAGAUAAGACUUGGUCAUCUUCCCUGCAGCCACCUGUUUCAACAGUUCCAGAAUGCAAAUGUGGUAUGCCUUUGUGCAUUUGUGUGGUGUCACUUCCACCUGCUCAAGCAACUCCUGUUCAGCAGAAUGUAGUUACUUCAUCAGCAACUUUAUCUUCGAAAACAAAGAAGACAGAUAACAUUUCGAGGCAAAAACGUUCUACUCAAGAUAGCAGACAAGGUUCGAGUGUUGGUGUUGGUUCAUCAGCAAGUGGUUUAGAGAAACCUCUGACAAAUUACGAAGAGAAUGGGGAGGGCUUAAGAGAAGCAAUUAAAAGUGGCGAUUUUGCUGGAGUCAAGGAUCUUCUUGAGAAGGGUGUGGAUUCAAAUUACCGUGAUAAGCAAGGAUUGUCAUUGCUGCAUCUGGCUGCAGUUUUCAAUCAAACAGAAAUAGUAUUUUCCCUCAUGGAUCAUGGUGCUAGACUGGACUGCAAAAACUCCCAGGGGGAGACGCCAUUGGAUUGUGCCCCCGUCACUUUGCAGUACAAAAUGAAGAAAAAGAUAGAGGAAGGAUUGGCGACUGUCGCGUGACUGUCAAUAUUUAUUUUCUUUCCUCGCAAGAGAUCGGAUAUCAUAUCAAAUGGUUGUUAUGGUUAUGCUCUUGCUGCUGUAAUUGUAAUCUAUUGUGUAUUAUGAACUAGUUCAGAGGUUCACAGUGUUGAUUGAAGUUUUGUACAGUCAACACGAUUAGAAUAAUGCUGUUUAUUCCUUCUUUUCCCACUUUUCGAGGUAGAGAUAUUUUCAAGUCAUUUUCACCAUUAAAACUGGUAAUUCAGGAAGGUUGUUAAUAUGCUGAUUACAGUUGAAUUCCCCUUAACUGCUGCAAUUUCUUCUGUCUUGUAAUUUCCUUUUUCUGCUGAAUGCAUUUUGGCCGUUUGUUAUGUGGAAGCAAUCUCAAGUUUGUAAUCAUACAUUUGUUUCCAGUUCAUAAUAAAAUCGGCUAUGUUUGACUCGUGUGGUCAAA